Messenger RNA from Pseudoliparis swirei, 1949 nucleotides. RefSeq lists its product as uncharacterized. Lineage: Eukaryota; Metazoa; Chordata; Actinopteri; Perciformes; Liparidae. Bases 13 to 1035 code for a protein of 340 amino acids. The record is from RefSeq and is a predicted model, not a curated record. The transcript is spliced from 2 exons.
ACCAAAGACCUGAUGGAGCUGUUGCUCAGCAAUGGGAAUCCCUUUGAGGAGAGCAGUAAAGACCUGGUUACUUUAGAUAACAAGGUGUGCGAGUCUGCAGCCGCUGCAGCAUCGGUCCUUAAAGUUGAGUCAAUGGGACAAGAGCAGUACAACAACUUCAAAAAGAAUGUGCUGGACUCACAUGACACACCACUGACAGCUCCGAUCAAGCGAAACAACUUGAUGUUGUUCCAUGAGAAGAAAACACGCAAGAAGACAGCAGCUAAACUGAGGAUGCAGCACUUCAAACGUCAUGCAGAGCUUUAUGGGAAAGCUUUCAUUGUGCUGGAAAGCCGGAGUGGGAAUUUGGAAGAUUUUUUCUGCCACGAGUCUUCGCCAUACCCACCUGCAUUGUCAUGCGAAGGAUCCCUCAACUCCUGUACGAAAUCAGAUUUGUUGUUUUACAUCCUGGGGAAUCCUAAGAGUGGAGGAAUAUCUGACAGUGAGGAGAUAGUUGCACCAGAUCUUUAUGAUUUCAUUGUCAUUGAUGGUGGAGCACUUAUCCAUUCACUGCCUGGCACGACUGUCCAAGGGAAGACCUUUGAGUCCUACUUCGACAAGGUGUUCUGCCCAAGAGUUCAACGUGACCUGAAAAGAUCAACACGAGUGGACAUCGUCUGGGACCAGUAUCGUGCUUUGACAAUCAAAGGAGGAACAAGAGAAAAGCGAGGAUCAGGCACCCGACAACGCAUCUCUGGCACUGCCAAAGUCCCAAGAGAUUGGCAGGCAUUUCUGGCAAAUGAGGAUAAUAAGACAGAACUGUUUUCAUUCCUGUCAACUGCGCUUGUAACAAAUGGACAGUUCCCAGAUGACAAAGAUGUCUACAUAACAGCAGAUGAUUGCGUCCACCAUGUUGGAAACAGUCCUCCAAUGGAUCGCUGCAACCACGAGGAAGCUGACACUCGUGUCCUAGUGCAUCUUCUCCAUGCCCUCCAAACAGCAUCAGUUGGGAUGGUCUAUACUGGAGACACAUGUUGUCGUAAUCCUGCUGAGUAAUUUCCAUCAUAUCAAGGCUUUGAAUGCAACUGCAGAAAUCUGGAUCUGCUUCAAAACUGGAAAGACAUCAAGAAUGAUCUCCCUGAACACUCGCCACAAAACUGGGCACAGAAACAUGUAAAGCCAUGGCUCUCUUCCACGCAUUCACGGGAUCAGACAGCACAUCUUCUUUCAAGUUCAGGGGUAAGCGAUCCUGCUGCAAAUUGAUGCACGAAGUUCCACACUUGACAGAGGAGUUCGCAACCAUCAUUGAGACUCCAUUCCAAACCUCUCCAAGGCUGAAAGAAGUUGCAGUAAACUUUGUCUGUAGGCUGUACUCCAGUGAAUCAAAUGAGGAAAAUGAUGUUGAUCUUCUUCGAAUGAGGCUAUUCUCACAGAAGACGAGGGAUGUUGAAAGAAUCCCCCCAACAAUGGAUGCUUUGGAUCUACAUCUCAAAAGGAGUGUCUUCCAAGCAAGCAUCUGGACAACAGCCCACAUGUCUAUAAUGCCUGACAACAACCCCACUGACCAUGGGUGGAAAGAAGAGGACAACAAACUUCUUCCCAUUUGGACUACGAUACCACUUGCCAAAGACGUAUUCCAACUAGAUGUGAAGUGUGGUUGUACAAGUACUUGUACAAGUCAACCUGCCAGUUCUCGGUGCAAGUGCAUGAAGGCGAAGUUAAAGUGCACACGUCUGUGCAAGUGCACAUGUCAGAACUUCUAAGACUGACAUAGAAUAAAUCAAAGAAGUAAAUUAUAGUUAUCAUUGUAGAGUGAAGUUCUCAGAAUAAAUGUUAGCCCUAUGGUCCUCUGUUCAUUUUUUGAAUGCCAGAAAAACUAUUGUUUAUCUUCUUAUUGUUAUUGAUUUACUUUCUUCCAGAUAUAAAGUUCUUUUGUGAAAAUUUCUUGUGAAUAAAAUGAUGGCUUGUUG